Molecule: messenger RNA, 562 nt
Organism: Tinamus guttatus (white-throated tinamou)
Lineage: Eukaryota; Metazoa; Chordata; Aves; Tinamiformes; Tinamidae
Product: prolyl-tRNA synthetase associated domain-containing protein 1-like
Molecular function (GO): aminoacyl-tRNA deacylase activity
Source: RefSeq, a predicted model, not a curated record
CAGCUGCAGGGCUUGGGCAUCACCACCGUCACGGCCGAGCACCCCGAGGUAUUUACUAUUGAAGAAAUGAUGCCGUAUGUCCAACACAUGAAAGGAGGUCACAGUAAAAACCUUUUUCUUAAAGACAAAAAGAAGAAAGGGUUCUGGUUGGUGACUGUUUUACAUAACAGGCAGAUUGAUUUAAAUGAUCUGGCAAAAAAACUGGGAGUUGGGAGCGGAAAUUUAAGAUUUGCUGAUGAAAAUGCCAUGUUGGAAAAAAUAAAAGUGGGCCAAGGAUGCGCAACACCGCUAGCCCUCUGUGACCAAGGAGAUGUGAAGUUUGUACUGGAUGCUGGCUUUCUGGAGGGUGGCCAUGAAAAGGUGUAUCUUCAUCCGAUGACAAAUUCUGCAACCAUGGGAUUAAGCCCUGAAUAUUUUCUGAAGUUUGUGAAGUCAACAGGACAUGACCCAAUAAUCAUACAUUUUGAUGAAAAUAUUAAGUAGAUAAAUGUCAUAUUUUUACUGCUAGACAUAGAUUUUAUAGAACAAAACUAGCGGAAGUUGCAUUACAAAUACAAUUUGA